Messenger RNA from [Candida] anglica, 1026 nucleotides. The record is from the annotation of a GenBank genome assembly. NCBI's taxonomy places the organism in Eukaryota, Fungi, Ascomycota, Pichiomycetes, Serinales, Debaryomycetaceae.
CAAACUACUCGACCUUAUUAUAGUCAUCAACCUUUAUAAUGCUUAGAGUUUCAAAGAAGUUCUUCUCGUCCACGGCCUCCCGUUUGGACACUCUUGUUUUCCUUGAAUCCUCUGGAUCAAAAAUAACACCAGCAUCCCUUUCCACUGUCACUGCAGCUUCUCAAAUUGGCAAGCCAGUCACUGCUGUGAUCACUUCAAAGGAUGCUUCUGAAGAAGCUUCGAAGGUAAGUGGUGUGUCCAAGGUUUUGGUUGCAUCCGGCUCUCAAUACUCCCACUCUUUAGCUGAAGAAUUGGCUCCACUUUUCAAGGACAUUAUCAAUGCUCAAGGUUUCACCCAUUUAGUCACUCCAGCUUCUGCUGUGGGUAAAUCUGUCUUGCCACGUGUAGGUGCAUUGCUUGAUGUUCAACCAGUCUCUGAUGUGAUCAAGGUUGUUUCCGAUAAUACUUUUGUUAGACCAAUAUAUGCUGGAAAUGCAUUGGCUACAGUUAAGUCCAAUGAUUCGGUCAUUCUUGCCAGUGUUAGAGCUUCUGCAUUUGCUCCAGCUACCGUGGACGCCUCUUCAGUCCCUGUCGAGGAAUUCAGUGCCACCACUCCCUCGGAAAACAGAACAGAAUUCGUUUCUGAGUCAUUAAUCACUUCAGAAAGACCAGAAUUGGGUUCUGCCAGUAGGGUUGUUUCAGGUGGUCGUGGGUUGAAAAAUAAGGAAACUUUCGAAGCCUUGAUCGAACCAUUGGCCUCCAAGUUGAAUGCAGCCGUCGGUGCUUCGAGAGCUGCCGUCGAUUCUGGUUUCUGUGAUAACUCCUUACAAGUUGGUCAAACUGGUAAGAUUGUUGCCCCAGAAUUAUAUGUUGCCAUUGGUGUUUCCGGUGCCAUCCAACAUUUGGCCGGUAUGAAGGAUUCAAAGACUAUUGUGGCUAUAAAUAAGGACCCAGAUGCUCCGAUUUUCAACAUUGCCGAUAUCGGAUUGGUGGCUGAUCUCAAUGAAGCAGUUCCAGAAUUGACCGAAAAAUUGUAAAUCUCCCGUA